GACGAGGUGAGUCUGCUUCGUGCGGUGUCCUCCUGCCUCUGCUGUCUGGACCCGGACAUGCUGUUGGGGUGGGACGUGCAACGCCACUCUCUGGGGUACCUGGCGGAGCGGGGGGCGGCGCUGGGCCUUACGCCACCGCUGCUGAGGAGCGCGGGGAGGACACCGGGCGCAGCUUCCAUCAAGGAAAAACAGGUGGGGGAAAAGGGGGAGGAACGGGGGGAAACAGGGGGGAGCGGGUUUUACGUGACAGGGCGCAUCCUGCUCAACCUGUGGCGGGUGCUACGGGGGGAGCUGAAACUGGGGUCGUACAGCUUUGAGAGCUGUACGGCAGCGGUCUUGGGACUUAGGGUACCUCGAGUGCGGGAGCAAGAGCUGGCUGCCUGGUUUGCGGCGGGUCCCCCCGGGGGGCGUUGGCGCUGCCUCCACUGGCUGCUGCGCCGAUGUCGUCUGGACCUGGCCAUGUGCGAACAGUUAGACCUUAUCGGGCGUACGGCGGAGCUGGCACGCACGUUCGGCAUCGACUUCUUCUCCGUCCUGUCUCGGGGCAGUCAGUACCGCGUGGAGAGCUUGCUGGUGCGGCUGGCACACACGAACAAUUUCAUUAUGACGUCACCUAGCAGGGAGCAGGUGGGUGGUCAACCCGCCAUGGAGUGCCUCCCCUUGGUGAUGGAACCGGAGAGCCGCAUGUACACGUGUCCAGUUGUCGUACUGGACUUCCAAUCGCUGUACCCCUCUCAGAUUAUCGCGUACAACAUGUGCUACUCAACGUGUGUGGGGAGGCCGCAACACGCAAGAGCAGGUAUGCAUAGAUCAUGUUUACACAGGGUGGUACACAGGGUGGUUCACCAGCGGCCCCCUUUCCCUUGGAGGCACCCCAAUGGCAUCGCGUACGUCCCGCCAAAGGUCCGCCCCGGUGUACUCCCCCGCAUGCUGUCCGAGAUCUUGAACACGCGGGUCAUGAUCAAGGGGGCCAUGAAGAAGGUCCUGUUGCGAAUCCUCAACGCCCGCCAGUUCGGCUUGAAAAUGAUCGCUAACGUGUCGUACGGCUAUACGGCAGCCGGCUUCAGCGGUCGGCUGCCGUUUGCUGAGCUGGCGGACUCAAUCGUUCAGUCGGGGAGGCAGACGCUGGAGAACGCCAUAGCGAUGGUGGAGUCCAAUCCCGAAUGGCGCGCGCGGGUAGUGUACGGCGAUACGGACUCAAUGUUCGUACAGCUCCCGGGGCGCAGUCGCAAGGAGGCGUUCCGCAUUGGUGCCGAGAUCGCUGCGGCCGUCACGGCGGCUAAUCCCGCGCCCGUAACGCUCAAAAUGGAGAAGGUGUACCAGCCAUGCAUCCUGCAAACCAAAAAACGUUACGUGGGAUUUUCGUACGAGUCACCGAGCCAGACACAGCCUACAUUUGAUGCCAAGGCAAGGGAGUGGACCCGGGGGGGGGAAAGGGGGGAGACGGUCCGCCGCGACAGCUGCCCCGCGGUGGCCAAGUUGUUGGAGCAGUCCCUCCGACUGCUGUUCGGCAGCCGCGACCUCUCCGACGUGAAGACAUACCUCCGCCGCCAGUGGACCAAGAUCUUGUCCAACAGGGUUUCCGUACAGGACUUCAUAUUUGCAAAGGAAGUCAGGUUGGGAACCUACUCCGCCAACGCCGCCACCAUCCCCCCUGCAGCGGUGGUGGCCACAAAGGCGAUGGCUGUCGACCCAAGGGCCGAGCCGCGCUACGCGGAGCGAGUGCCGUACGUGGUGGUGUACGGCGAGCCAGGUGCCCGGCUGGUGGACCUGGUGGUUAGUCCUCAUCAGCUGGUGGACAGCGGAGGGGCUCUGCGGCUGAAUGGCACCUACUACAUCACCAAACAGAUAAUACCGGCCCUGGAGAGGGUGAUGAGCCUGGUCGGCGCCGAUAUACGGUCGUGGUUUGCGGAUAUGCCGCGACCGCAGCGUAUGUUGCCGCAGAAGCGCCCGGCGGCGGCCGGCGGCGGCGGCGGCGGCACUAUCGACCGUUUCUACUUGUCCCGCCAUUGCGUCGUGUGUGACGAACUGACGCGAGCCAUUGAGCCGCUGUGUGACCAAUGCAGGUACGGCAAAUACGGCGCUGUACGGCAUAUAGGUACACUACCCAUGUCGUAUUGCCCCCCCUGUAGAGCUGCCUCUCCCAAGGGCCCCUCCCCCGCCCCCUCAGUCAGUUCUGCUUCUUGUUACACUCUUUGA
Volvox carteri f. nagariensis is the source of this 2199-nucleotide messenger RNA. RefSeq lists its product as uncharacterized. Gene Ontology annotation, molecular function: nucleotide binding; DNA binding; DNA-directed DNA polymerase activity. Gene Ontology annotation, biological process: error-prone translesion synthesis; double-strand break repair via homologous recombination. Gene Ontology annotation, cellular component: nucleus; zeta DNA polymerase complex. The annotation marks the transcript as partial. The transcript is spliced from 15 exons. The record is from RefSeq and is a predicted model, not a curated record. Lineage: Eukaryota; Viridiplantae; Chlorophyta; Chlorophyceae; Chlamydomonadales; Volvocaceae.